AUGUCAGCCAUAUUGAAGUACGAACCUAUCCGUCAUGCAGCUUCCGGCUCUUCAGAGUCCCUACCUCUCGACGAGGUCGAGAAGCAGAAUCUCUUUGAUGAGCGGCCUAAAUCAGGGUCUUAUGCGGAGGAAUUGCGUUCCAAAAUACGGGUUUCCGGCUCCUGGGUCUUGAGCGGACUCCUCGCCAUCUCCAAUCUGGCCCUUCUUGUUGCAUUCGUGCAUCAAAGGCUAGGGAUAGACAGCAGAGCAACGAAACACUGGCUCCCACCCGAGAUCUCGCGUACCUCCUUGUUUGAGUUUCAAACAUUGUUUGGGGCACCUUUGAACAACGAAUCGGAAUAUGCGUGGAACAAGUUGAUGCCAGUCGGUCGCGGGUUUGUCAUCGUCAAGAACGAAACUGUUCUUCCGGAGCAGCCGGGCUUGAAUCAGUCCAUUUCCGAACAAAAGGCAAUGGUGGCCGUGUUCCAUCAACUUCACUGCCUGUACAUGGCUCGAGAGGGUUUCUACAGUGCCGUCGAAGGCAACGUAAACAAGGUCAGCAGUGCUCACUUGACUCACUGUUUUGACUACCUGCGGCAGACUAUCAUGUGUUUCGGAGACACCACGCUUGAAUGGCUUCCGGCUCCUCCAAAUGAUAUCGGAAGCACGGGAUGGGGAUUUGAACACACGUGUCGCGACUACGGCGCAAUUGCGGAAUGGGCAGAGCAGAAUCGGUUGAAGACAACUUUCGGAAUCCAUUGA
Ustilaginoidea virens is the source of this 741-nucleotide messenger RNA. RefSeq lists its product as uncharacterized. Gene Ontology annotation, biological process: mycotoxin biosynthetic process. The record is from RefSeq and is a predicted model, not a curated record. The transcript has 5 exons. Lineage: Eukaryota; Fungi; Ascomycota; Sordariomycetes; Hypocreales; Clavicipitaceae. The coding region runs from base 1 to 741 and encodes 246 amino acids.